UCUAAUUUUCCCUCCACUGCCGGAGCAAAAUAAAACAUUCUUAAGAAGGAAGAUCAGACGGUGAUGGAACUGCCACCUGGAUUUCGAUUCCACCCGACCGACGAAGAAUUGAUCACACACUAUCUUUCCCCGAAGGUCCUCUCCGCCUCUUUCUCGUCUCCGGCCAUCGGCGAAGUGGAUCUGAACAAGUGCGAGCCAUGGGAUUUGCCUGGGAGAGCUAAAAUGGGUGAGAAAGAAUGGUACUUUUUCUGCGUGAUUGAUAGGAAGUACCCACGGGGGUUAAGGACGAACAGAGCCACACAGGCAGGGUAUUGGAAGGCCACUGGUAAAGACAGAGAGAUUUUCAAAGGGCGAACGCUCGUGGGUAUGAAGAAGACUCUGGUUUUCUACAAAGGCAGAGCCCCUCGUGGUCAUAACUCCAAUUGGGUCAUGCAUGAGUACAGAUUACACUCCAAAUCCUCUGUUUAUUCUCUCCUUCCUGCAAAUUCUUCACAGAAGGAAUGGGUGAUAUGCAGAGUGUUCAACAAGAGUGGGAGCUCUGUGGGGAAGGCGGAGAUGGCGGUAAGCUGUUCAUCCUCUGUUCUUCCGCCGUUAACAGAGUCGGAUGCAUCGCAGGUGACCUGCUUCUCCAAUUCAAUGGAGGAGGAUCAGAACGAGGAGGGUGAGUUUUGGGUGGGGCUUUUGGAGGAGCCCCAAAAUGAAGGGCGGUUUUGGAGGUUGGAGGUCACUUCUUCUGCUAAAGACUUCGCCUUUGGGACCAACCACGUCUCUUAUCCAUCGCCUCCUGAUGAUGCCCUUGAUUCCCUUUGGAAUUACUGAUAUAAUCCUCUUACCAUUAUUGUAUCUAAGUUGUGUUUGUAUGAUAUUUAGAUUUAGCUUUCAUCGCUUGA
Messenger RNA from Cucurbita moschata (crookneck pumpkin), 890 nucleotides. RefSeq names its product NAC domain-containing protein 100-like. Lineage: Eukaryota; Viridiplantae; Streptophyta; Magnoliopsida; Cucurbitales; Cucurbitaceae. Gene Ontology annotation, molecular function: DNA binding. The coding region runs from base 64 to 819 and encodes 251 amino acids. The transcript is spliced from 3 exons. The record is from RefSeq and is a predicted model, not a curated record. Gene Ontology annotation, biological process: regulation of DNA-templated transcription.